AUGGGACAAACAGAUCAACCCGUUGCAAACGCCGAUUACCUUGAAAUGUUUGUAGCGUCCAGACCUAAAUGGGAAAUCGAUUUCUCGAAUGUCUCUGAAGUUUGUGAGGUGAUUGCGUAUGAGCGCGUAGUGCUCUUUUCGAUAGGAUUUUUCUCAAGAGAUUGGAAGGAAGGAAGGAAGGAAGGAGAAGAGGAAGUGGCUCACAAAUACAAGAAAUUGGAUAUUCGAAUUGACCGGGCGGGUCAGAUACGUAGACCGGCUGACCCAGGCCCGUUGACCGAUGUUUUGGGCCUAAAUUACAAUUGGGCCACCUAUUACAUGAUAUGA
This is a messenger RNA of Striga asiatica, 327 nucleotides long. Lineage: Eukaryota; Viridiplantae; Streptophyta; Magnoliopsida; Lamiales; Orobanchaceae. The record is from the annotation of a GenBank genome assembly.